AUGGCUAAUGAAAAGUUGAGCCGACAAAACACGGAGUCAACAUUAAGAAACGAAAAAAAGUUAGUAGAGGAAAAAUUGGAAAAUUUUAAAACUGAGAAAGUAGGGCUUCUAAAACAAAUUGAAGAUGGAAAACAGGAAUUAAGUUUAGUUCGGGUUAAAAAAGAUGAGCAGUUAAAAUUAAUAGAAGACAAAUUAAUUAAAAAGGAUGAUAGGUUGAAGGAGUUGGAAAAGGAAAUGGAGGCUUUGCGGGUGGAUAAAGAAAAAGUGAUUAGCCAAAAGGAGAAUUCUUUACAGGAGGCGAGUGGUGAAUUGGAAAGAAAGGAACAUGAGAUUAAAAUUUUACAAAGCGAAAAAUUUGAAACAGAGGAAAAGUUGUUAAUUGAAAAAUUAAAUUCAGAAAAGAGUGAUUUAGAAGUUGUUGCUAGUGAAUUAGGGAUUAAUUUGGAAGCACUUCAUGAUUUAAUUAAGAAUUAUCAAAGGUUACUAUUUGCUCACAAAGAGCAUGAUCGGGUCGUUGUUGAAGACAGUGAGGGAAAAAUUGCUAAAACUAAGCAAACUUUAUUAAAUUCAAAAGUUAGCAUAGAAAAUGUUCGAAAAGUUAGUCGAGAAUGUGAAAGACUUGCUGCUUUGCACUAUUACAAAAUAUUAAAGGUGAGCGAAACUGCCACCCUAGAAGAAAUAAAAAAUACUUAUCGAAAAAGUUUAGAAGAGAAAGAAAAAGCUAAUGACGAAAUGAAAAAAAUAAAUGAGGCUUUUGAGAUUUUAGGCGACGAAGAAUUAAGAAAAAGAUAUGAUAACGGAGAAACAAUUGCUUCCGAUUUUGAUAAACUUAAAUUGAAAAUUCUUAAACUAGAAAUGAAGGCUUUGGAUCGUUCCUCAACCCUUAACGAAAUUGGAUCGGCUUUUUGUUUUACUUUGCCACGGGGCGAGGAUAGGAGCGAAGAAUUAAAAAAUUUCAAGGAGGAAAUGAUUAAAGCGAUUAAAGAAACUGAGGUUACUCUUAGGAUUAGGAAAGAAAAUAAGAAAAGAGGUGAAGUUGAUUCUGAAUUAAAUCAGGCUAGAACAGUGGCUUUCCAAGAAAUAGAAAAGUCAAUAAAUGAAAAAGAUUUAAAAGUCGAGGACUUAAGACAAUAUGCUAAUUAUCAGGAAAGAAUUAACAGUUCAGGCGAAGUACCAAGAGAAAAUCCUAAUUACCCACCUUGGCCAAAUCCUAAUCCGGGAUUCCCAGUUAGAUCUAACUUUCCGAAAACAGAGCCAGGAAGGUUAGUUGAUGAAAUUAAACGAGAACGAUUAACCAAUGAUCGUUUGAAUAAACAUAUUUCUUUCUUAGAAAGUAAAAAUAAAAAACUAGAAGAGGCUGUUCAGUCACUAAAAGUUGUCGCUCCCCAGACUUCUUGGAUUAAGCAAUUUCCUUUUAUUGGGGGGAAAAACCAGCAAGCCCAAGUCCAAGUUCCUCCCAAAAAAUAA
Molecule: messenger RNA, 1467 nt
Organism: Ambispora leptoticha
Lineage: Eukaryota; Fungi; Glomeromycota; Glomeromycetes; Archaeosporales; Ambisporaceae
Source: the annotation of a GenBank genome assembly